CUGAACGUCGCCUGAGGAACUGAGCAGAUCGCUCAAAGGCACGAGAGGUACAAUUCUUCAAGGAGGGCAGUGCUCUUCAUUUGUGGCAUUUUGGGACAAUGCACCAAAGACCCGUUGGCUACAUUUUCCGACCAAAACUUAUCAACACCCAACGCCCAACUUCCUCCCUCAAACAUGGUAUUAUCCCUAAUACUUCUCGCCACCUAACUCAACGCCUCCUCUCCCUCAACCCAAAAUCCAAUCUACCACCAUCUCGCAUCAAUCGCCCUCCUGAUCUGCGAGACAGUACUCUCAGGCGUCGUCGUCACCGGAACAGGUUCUCCACCCUGAAUCUCAGUCCACACGGUCCCACCCGGCGUCACUUUAGUAUUCAGCAUCUGCGCCAUUCGGGGCAAGAUCUGGGUUCCCUCGAGUUGUGUCCAGAUACUCGUCUCGCCAACCUUCGUGCUGAGCAUUUGUGGCGUGGGCAUCGGUCUUGCCACGACGAGGGAAAGCAACAUCGAAGCUACGACGAUGAGGGGCCUGGUGGGAAGCAUGUUUGCGAUGUAUCGAGUUGCGUUUUUUUGGCAGAGCAACAAGUGAGAUUAUAUGUACCGCUUAUGGAAUUGAUCUCAAUGUCGAAGAAGAGAUGAAGAAAUGAAUUCGUCCCAAGAAUCAGACGAACUAUUAAUCAUAUAUGAACGAGAGCCCAAAACAGGCCACGUUGAAUUAUAUUUAGGCAUUUUCAACACUAUAACUCUAUUUCUCGGAACGUGAUGCCUCGGAGAUAUUUUGUUGGUGUCCGCGCGAAAUAGCCUGAAACGGAACAAAUAUGGAUAGACGGCUGUACAAACCCAAUUCUCUAUUUUGUGAGGGCAACUUCUUGAUUUGGGAUACGGAGAUUGGAAGGCUUCUUCCAUAGUAGAUUGGAACUUUCACAAUGCGGAGUGAGUGCCUUCUGCACAUACAUGCAAUUGAUGAGGGGUCGUUGGUGUAGCCACACGUGAUGCGAGAGUGGAAUUGCCAGCAAGAUUGACACUUAGGGUUAGAGCUUGCGGAGAACUAAUCGCGGUUAUUGCAUAAU
This is a messenger RNA of Mollisia scopiformis, 1063 nucleotides long. RefSeq lists its product as uncharacterized. Lineage: Eukaryota; Fungi; Ascomycota; Leotiomycetes; Helotiales; Mollisiaceae. The transcript has a single exon. The coding region runs from base 99 to 632 and encodes 177 amino acids. The record is from RefSeq and is a predicted model, not a curated record.